Messenger RNA from Mandrillus leucophaeus (drill), 5206 nucleotides. RefSeq names its product pleckstrin homology domain containing, family G (with RhoGef domain) member 2 (gene PLEKHG2). The transcript is spliced from 18 exons. NCBI's taxonomy places the organism in Eukaryota, Metazoa, Chordata, Mammalia, Primates, Cercopithecidae. Gene Ontology annotation, molecular function: guanyl-nucleotide exchange factor activity. Bases 857 to 4837 code for a protein of 1326 amino acids. The record is from RefSeq and is a predicted model, not a curated record.
GAACAGGAUGUAAGCCCCGGCGACAGCGGGGGAGGGGAAACCCCGGGCGACCGCCCCCCGCCUCACAGCUGGACCGGACUCUCCCGCCCCAGAUGUGGCGCCGCCGCCGUCACACGAGCCCCGUGUCACCCAGCCAGGAGCUCGAGAGGUCCAGAGGCUCGGACCCGGGCGUCCGGAAUUUCUGCACCGCAUCCUGAGAGACCCCGAGGUCCAGGCCCCGGCGCUCAGGCUGGAGGACUUGAGCCAUCCAGGUGCGCAGCGCCCCCUCCUGGAGCAGCCGGGAGCCCGGACGUCACCCCGGGGGACCCUGGAGGCCGAGCGCCCCGUAUUCCCGGUUUCAAGAACUCAGGAUCCAGGACCGUAGACUCCCUCCAGGGCUCCGAUUCCAAGACCCCGCGUUGGAGGAACUUGAGAUCCGGACUUCUAAGCGCCCCAACCAGUUUUGAGCUGCAGCGUCCAUCACUUCAAGGGGACCCAGGACUUUGGGACCCCCCUGUGCUCCUACCUGGAGGGAGUUUCAUUCCUGCCCCUGGAAUUAGGGGAACUCAGAAAUCCACCCCCCACCCACGGCCCUACCUAGAAGACUCAGGAAUGUGGGUCCCCAGCGCCCCCAUCUGAGGCUCCAGAGUCGAGGCUCCUAGCAUCCCCUACUUAGAACACCGAUAAAUUCCGACUGCGGGACCCCAGUCUCCGAGAGACCCCAGAUUCUAUUCCUGGAGCCUGAGAGCCCGAAGUUCACGCCCCUGAGUCUGGGCUCCGCACCUCCCCGGGGACCGCGUCGGGGUCGCGCAGGAGCCGGGCUGCCUCGGGCCGGGGCUUGAGGCUCCCCGGGAGGACUCUGCUGGGCCGCUCAGCCAUGCCAGAGGGAGCCCAAGGACUGAGCCUCUCCAAACCUAGCCCAAGCCUCGGGUGUGGCCGAAGAGGUGAAGUGUGUGGCUGUGGCACCGUGUGUGAGACUCGGACAGCUCCUGCAGCCCCCACCAUGACCUCCCCCCGAGGUUCUGGGAGCUCCACAUCCCUGAGCACAGUGGGCUCUGAGGGGGAUCCAGCCCCGGGACCCACUCCAGCCUGCUCAGUCUCCAGGCCAGAGCCCCUUCCAGGGCCCCCCAUCCGCCUCCAUCUCUCUCCGGUGGGGAUCCCAGGUUCAGCCAAACCCUCAAGGCUGGAGCGUGUGGCCCGGGAGAUCGUGGAGACAGAGCGGGCCUAUGUCAGAGACCUCCGCAGCAUCGUGGAAGACUACCUGAGCCCUCUGCUGGACGGCGGGGUCCUAGGGCUGAGCGUGGAGCAGGUGGGCACGCUGUUUGCCAACAUUGAGGACAUCUACGAGUUCAGCAGCGAGCUCCUGGAGGACUUGGAGAACAGCAGCAGCGCCGGGGGCAUUGCCGAGUGCUUCGUGCAGAGGAGCGAGGAUUUUGACAUCUACACAUUGUACUGCAUGAACUACCCGAGCUCCCUGGCCCUGCUCCGGGAGCUGUCGUUGUCUCCACCAGCAGCGCUGUGGCUGCAGGAGCGCCAGGCCCAGCUUCGCCACUCACUGCCCCUGCAGAGCUUCCUGCUGAAACCUGUCCAGCGCAUCCUCAAGUACCAUCUGCUGCUGCAGGAACUAGGGAAGCACUGGGCGGAGGGCCCAGGCGCUGGGGGCCGCGAGAUGGUGGAGGAAGCUAUUGUGUCCAUGACAGCGGUUGCCUGGUACAUCAACGACAUGAAGCGCAAGCAGGAGCAUGCGGCGCGCCUCCAGGAAGUGCAGCGGCGGCUGGGUGGCUGGACUGGCCCGGAACUCAGUGCUUUUGGGGAGCUGGUGCUGGAGGGCGCGUUCCGAGGAGGUGGAGGGGGCGGCCCCCGGUUACGAGGGGGUGAGCGGCUGCUCUUCCUGUUCUCUCGGAUGCUCCUGGUGGCCAAGCGCAGGGGGCUGGAGUACACCUACAAAGGCCACAUAUUCUGCUGCAACCUGAGCGUGAGCGAGAGUCCCCGAGACCCUCUAGGGUUCAAGGUGUCUGAUCUGACCAUUCCCAAGCACAGACACCUGCUCCAGGCCAAGAACCAAGAAGAGAAGAGGCUGUGGAUUCACUGUCUCCAGCGCCUCUUCUUUGAGAACCACCCCGCCUCCAUCCCUGCCAAGGCAAAGCAAGUUCUCCUUGAAAACAGCCUGCAUUGUGCCCCCAAAAGUAAGCCUGUCCCAGAGCCCCUGACACCCCCACUUGGGUCUCCUCGACCUCGAGAUGCUAGAAGUUUUACCCCUGGGCGAAGGAACACAGCUCCAUCUCCUGGGCCCUCUGUGAUUCGCCGAGGCCGCAGGCAGUCUGAGCCGGUGAAGGACCCUUAUGUCAUGUUCCCACAGAACGCUAAGCAUGGAUUCAAGCCGUCCACACAUGACAUUCCCAAGUUUUCCGGAGACUCCCAGGUGCCUGGCGACAGCGAAACCCUCACAUUCCAAGCCCUGCCCAGCCGGGACUCUUCUGAAGAGGAGGAGGAGGAGGAGGAGGAAGGACUGGAGAUGGAUGAACGGGGGCCUUCCCCACUCCAUGUCCUGGAGGGGCUUGAAAGUUCCAGUGCAGCUGAAAUGCCCAACAUUCCCUGCCUUACCAAAAUUCCUGACGUGCCCAACCUUCCUGAAAUUCCCAGCCGCUGUGAAAUUCCCGAAGGUCCCCUCCUUCCUAGUCUCUCUGACAUUUCUGGUGUUUUUGAGAUGCCCUGCCUUCCAGCCAUGCCUAGUGUCCCCGACACCCCCAGUCUUUCUAGCACUCCCACCCUCCCCUGUGACUCCUGGCUCCAGGGGCCUCUGCAGGAACCAGUUGAGGCUCCAGCCACCAGGAGAGAACUGUUCUCUGGAAGCAAUCCUGGGAAACUGGGAGAGUCGCCCUCAGGAGGCAAGGCAGGGCCAGAGGAGGAUGAAGAAGGGGUAUCAUUCCCGGACUUCCAGCCCCAGGAUGUCACCCAACAUCAGGGAUUCCCAGAUGAGCUGGCAUUCCGCUCUUGCUCAGAAAUCCGGAGUGCCUGGCAGGCAUUGGAGCAGGGGCAGCUGGCCCGGCCGGGCUUCCCAGAGCCACUGCUGAUCCUGGAGGAUUCAGAUCUGGGUGGAGACAGCGGGAGUGGGAAGGCUGGAGCCCCGAGUUCGGAAAGGACAGCAUCCCGAGUGCGAGAGCUGGCCCGGCUUUACAGUGAGCGGAUCCAGCAGAUGCAGCGGGCGGAGACUCGGGCAUCAGCCAAUGCCCCCCGCCGCCGGCCUCGGGUUCUGGCCCAACCCCAGCCGUCCCCCUGUCUGCCCCAGGAGCAGGUGGAGCCAGGGCUCCUGCCUGCCUUUGGACACGUGCUGGUGUGUGAGUUGGCCUUCCCGCUGACAUGUGCCCAGGAGUCUGUCCCCCUGGGUCCUGCUGCCUGGGUUCAAGCUGCCAUACCUUUGUCGAAGCAGGGAGGCAGCCCAGAUAGCCAGGGUCUACAUGUUUCAAAUUUGCCUAAGCAAGACCAUCCAGGCAUCCACGUUUCAGCUGCUACCCUUCUGCCUGAACAAGGAGGUUCCCAGCAUGUCCAGGCUCCAGCCGCUACACCUUUGCCCAAGCAGGAAUGCCCCCUACACCUCCAGGUGCCAGCUCUUACAACUUUCCCUGAUCCAGGCCACCCGGAAACCCAAGUUCCAGCUACCACUCCUUUGCCCGAGCAUAGAAGUCACGUGGCUAUACCAGCUCCAUCCACCGCCUUUUGUCCUGAGCAGGGACACUGUGUGGACAUCCACGUUCCCACCACUCCAGCUUUGCCCGAGGAGAUUUGUUCUGAUUUCACAGUUUCAGCCACCACUCCUGUGCCCAAGCAAGAAGGUCACCUAGACAGCGAGAGCUCAACCAAUUUCUCACUAACAAAGCAAGGAGGUUCCAGGGAUGUUCCGGGCCCAGACCCUGUCUGCAGUCAACCCGUCCCGCCUUUGUCUUUGCAUGGAAGCAGCCUGGACCCCCAGGGCCCAGGCGACACCCCACCGCCCUUGCCAUGUCAUCUCCCAGACCUUCAGAUUCCAGGCACCUCACCUUUGCCUGCACACGGAAGCCACCUGGACCAUCGGAUCCCAGCCAACGCCCCACUGUCUCUGUCCCAGGACCUCCCAGACACUCGGGUACCAGCUACCACACCUUUGCCCCUGCCACAAGGCCUCACAGACAUCUGGGUCCAAGCCCUCCCAACUUCACCCAAGCAGGGAAGCCUCCCAGACAUCCAGGGUCCAGCGGCUACACCUCCACUUCAGGAGCCAAGCCUUACAGACACACAGGUCCAAAAACUCACACCUUUGUUGGAACAGAAGAGCCUCACAGAUGCCCAUGAUCCAGCUGCCACACCUUUACCUGAGAGAGGAGGCUCUCUAGACAUUCCGGGCCUCUUACCCACCCCAUGUCAGACCACCAACCCAGGAGGCUCCUUAGCCUCUCAUGUUGCCAGGUUGGAGUCUUCAGACUUGACCCCACCUCAUAGUCCCCCACCUUCCAGCCGUCAGCUCCUGGGCCCCAAUGCAGCUGCCCUCUCCAGAUACCUGGCAGCCUCAUAUAUCAGCCAGAGCCUGGCUCGGCGGCAGGGGCCUGGGGGAGGGGCCCCCGCAGCCUCCCGGGGCCCCUGGUCCGCCUCUGCUCCCGCGUCACGGGCAUCUUCACCGCCCCCCCAGCCCCAGCCACCACCUCCCCCAGCCAGGCGGCUCAGCUAUGCCACGACGGUUAAUAUCCACGUGGGUGGGGGUGGGCGGCUGCGGCCAGCCAAGGCCCAGGUCCGGUUGAACCACCCUGCUCUCUUGGCCUCCACACAGGAAUCUAUGGGCCUUCGCAGGGCCCAGGGGGCUCCUGAUGCCCGCUUCCAUAUGUGAGCCAGGACAUGAGACUUCCCCAAAGCAAGGACUUCAGCCAGAUGCCACAGACCCUCAGAACUUGACCCGGAAGUCCAGACACUGAACGCAGGCCUCAAAACUGCUGCGGCUUUCCAGCUCCUGGUUUCUGCGUCGGCGAAUGGCCCUUCUUGCCUUGAUCCACAGGGAUGGGGAAGGGAAUGUCAUCAAUGUUUUGUUAAUACUGAUUGUUUCAUGCGAUGAUGUGUAUUUUCCCAUUCUGGAGGCUGUGGGGGAUGACAAGACAAUGAAUGGGAAGGUCUAACACAGAACAAACCAGUGGUUCUGAACACUUGGGGAAUCUCAGACUCCUUUGAGAAUUAUUGGAAAAUGGAUCCACUAUAAUUUGGA